AUGGAUUUUCUUCAGCAGAUGAACCUCACCGACUUCACGAUCUACGAUCUCUUCAAAGUCAAAGGAGUCGAGGAACACAUCGAUGCCUACCCUUUGAUGGCAUCGCCCGUGCCGAGCUCCAUCGUGAUUGCCAUAUACCUCUACUUCGUCUACAAAUAUGGACCAAGCUACAUGGAGAACCGGAAGCCGUACAACCUGCGAUGGAUCAUUGCGGCCUACAACAUCUUCCAGGUGGUGGCGUGCGCCUAUCUGGUUCUUAAUUACAUUAAGGUAGGAUUCGAGUUCAACUUCAUCGGAAGAUGCACCCCGAAGCUGCCGGUGACCGAGUACGAGCACGGACUGGACGCAGUUUACUAUGGCUGGCUUGCGAUGUGCCUGCGCAUGAUCGAGUUCAUCGAGACGGUGUUCUUCGUCCUGCGCAAGAAGCAGAACCAAGUGUCGACGCUGCACGUCUACCAUCACAUCAGCACGUUCCUGAUCGUCUGGUGGAGCCUGAAGCUGAGUUUGUCAUACCAAGAGAUGUCCAUCAUGGUGCUGAACUCAAUCGUGCACAUGAUCAUGUAUUCGUACUACUUCCUGUCGUCGUUCAAGCCCUGCCAGCCGUUCACCAACCGCGUCAAGCCGGCCAUCACCAUCAUUCAGUUGGCGCAGCUGGUCACGAUGCUGGUGCACGUCCAUGCCGCCCUUCAGCCGUCCUGUGCCGCCAACAAGACAAUCUACACCCUGCACGCCGUCAACCUUGUCAUUCUUAUCAGUCUCUUCACCAACUUCUACAUCCAAACGUACGUCCGGAAGGCGCGAAAGCUGAAGCAAAACUAA
Messenger RNA from Anopheles coustani, 819 nucleotides. Its product is annotated as elongation of very long chain fatty acids protein 1-like. Lineage: Eukaryota; Metazoa; Arthropoda; Insecta; Diptera; Culicidae. The transcript is spliced from 5 exons. Bases 1 to 819 code for a protein of 272 amino acids. The record is from RefSeq and is a predicted model, not a curated record. Gene Ontology annotation, cellular component: endoplasmic reticulum membrane. Gene Ontology annotation, biological process: sphingolipid biosynthetic process; fatty acid elongation, saturated fatty acid; very long-chain fatty acid biosynthetic process. Gene Ontology annotation, molecular function: fatty acid elongase activity.